AAAAGGCAAGCUUCGAUGCAGACUUCUGACAGUCGCUGACCGCCCACCUUCUGCGAAGCAUUUCUAGGCAGCCCUGAGCAACCAGCUUCUGCUACUGAAUCACUUCGAUCAUGGACGAGCGCAGUGUUCUGCGCAACAUCUUGGAAGAGCUUCGGUCGUCCUCGAUCAAAUCUGUUGCGCAACUUCUGCGGCAUCUCUUGGAUCCUCUGCGCCUGAUACUCACUUCACCAGAUGAUGAAAAUCAGUAUCAUAUCUGUCUGGAAGAGCUGGCCUUGCUCUCCGAGUCAAGCGGCGGACACGGGCUCGAGCCAGCUGUUAUCCUUUCUUCCUCCUCUUCGAUUCAGCGCUAUACGUCAUGGCACGAGUCGGUGGACCUGGCGGCGUUACGCAAACGAAUGCUGGCCUCGAGCUUUGUCGAAGACGUGCAGUUCGCGCUUCUGACACAAAUAGGCAUCACUUGGGGCGAUCAUAUGGAUCGGUCACUCUGGAACUCUCUUCUAGAAAACUGGUUCUUUCCGAAUCUGCAGGAUGCAGCACGGGCCAAGGCUCGCCAGGCGAGCGAUACACGGCCGUUCGUCGUGGAAGUCGAUGCCAAAGGCAAAGGCAAGGCGGGCGAAUCUCAGGCAACGGACGAGGUUCUCUAUGCUUCUUCUAUGAUCACUGCUGCGGGAUUGAGGACCGUUACCAAACUGCUCUCAGAAGCUAGGGCCAUGUCGGCAAGGGACGGAAAUGCGUCUGAAGGGAGUCUUCCGUCAGCAGCGCUCGCUCCCAUUACGAAGGACUGUCUUUUGCACGUGCUUCAGCGCUUACAGCCAUGUACACCACUAGAUAUGCUCUACAAGGGUAUUCGCCAUGAAUCGAGUCGUACACGAGGCUUAUUACAAUGGAAAGACGCCGUCGCACAGAUGACAGCUUUGCCUGCUCGCAUUGCCAACCUGACGCAAGGCAAACCUCCUGAUGGACUUCAAGACAAAAUUUUCUUUUCGCAUUUUGCUGCUACACUCUGUGAACUCGUUCUGAGCAUGUCAAAGAACCCAAGGGCAUCAGACGACCCAUCGGCCGUCGCCUUCUGCUUGAUACGUCUUUUGCGACACGGCUUCGUCAAUAUCACUCCGCAAGGUAAAAGUGCAACGGCGAGGCGAGAAACAUUCUGGGGAUCCGUCAUUCCCAGUGUAUUGUGUCACAGUGCUCUGGCGCAGCCAAUCGUCAACAGCCCAGACUCGCGGAUGCUUCAAAGCUUUGAUACGAACUGGCCGCGAUCAUAUCGGGAAACUUGGCUUGCAUGCAUCGACGAGCUUUCCGGAACCGACCGCGUUGCCUUACGCACAUCGAUGAUUGCCUUUCUCGAGGUACUCUGGAGCCGAUGCACAGAUCAUGGUUCGGACGAAAUUACCACCACUACCGAACGACAUCGGCCUGGCACGGAGGGAACCAUAUUUCUCGCCAAAGAGAUGCUUCAGAGAGCUAUCUUCGGGGCCGCGCUUUUGAGUCUCUUCUGUGGCAGACUGUCUCAAUAUGCUAAUUUUCAAGGAUUGCCUACGUCAGCAAACACAGCAGAGGGUGGCUCUGACGGCGAAGAUGCAGAGAAUGACAACGACAUGAUCUCCCACUUUCGGGGCUGCAUCAGCGAUCUUAUCUUGCCGCGAUCUUCUGCACGCGCAUCCCUUUCAGCCCCUCGUUAUGGACCAUCCAUUGCCAGGUCCUUUGCAAUCUGGAUCCAAGCCUCCACCAUGUCAAUGUCACCCGAAAAGCGCCUUGAAGAUCUAUCAACUCUUCUGCACGCCAUGCUAGCGCUCUGGGGUGAUGCGUCGCUUGUCAGGAUUAUGAGUCAGAAAGAGGACUCCUAUCUUACCGUGAUCAUUCUUGCCUUGAGCGCGCAGUUGGUACAGCUGUUCGAGUGCUGCAAAGGGAAUACAAACGCCGAAAGUCUGGUCAGCGCAGCGUUGCAGAAGCUCACCAUGACACCUGAUUUCUCAAAUGGUGUUGCGGCACACCUCGACCACGGGGACCCGCUCACGCGGCGUAUGGGAAUGCUGGUGGCCGAGGUGAUCACGGAAAAUGCGGCCAUUGCGAAUAUUGGCUCAGCUGGCAAGUCUGUCAAACCUGCCCAGCUCCACUUUGGCAGCGCCAUAUGGGAUGGAAAAGGCGAAGGCCGGGAGGAAGCUCGAGUGCUGCGUGCUAUGGCCCACAGUUGGCCCAACGAUACAAUGGUCUGUAGUCUGCUUCGGGCGGGCGACCCGCAAGCCGCGCUUGGGAUCAAGACAAGUGCUCCAGUAAUCUCUUCUGCUGCAGACAUGUCGGUGUCGGAUGUUAAACUGUCAAGGUCGCGCUUGCCUACAGUCCGUCAGAACUCAGGGAUCUCCAAAGAGCAACGUACGAAGACUCCACUCAUGCAGAAACCCAAAAAGGCGUCGCUGAUCACACUAUUGGAUGAGGUGUCUAUCGCGGAUGAGCAUCUUCGGACUUUCAAAUCGGUCGACGAUACCGUGGAAGAUCAAUCUUCUUCCGGAUCCGAUUCGUCAGAUGAAGAUCCCCCUGAAUCAACGAAAGCAGAUUUCGGCCUUGAGGACGAUGGCACACUCGGAUCAGCUGAAACAGCUCUCAAGCUACCUAGCGAGAGUCGACAGAAAGUUCCGAUCUACAUUAUGGAGCUUGCGCCCCUCUUUCGCAAAAAUGAGAGACAAGCCAACCGAAUUGCCCUUCACAAGGCCGAGGCAUUGAUUCGAAAGAAGGCGGGUUGGGGCGGAGAAGUGGAUGAAAAUGCCGCGGACCUCUCAUUUGCUAUCUGCGGCCUUCAAAACAAUUUUGGCGUCAAAGACUUUGACAACCUCAAAACUCGUUGCUUGACGGCUUUGAUCUGUGCGAGUCCGCGCAUCGCUAAUGGUGUUGUCAUCGAGCAAUUUUUCCACCCCCAAUACUCGAUCUCUCAGCGCUAUGUCAUGCUCAAUGCAAUCGCCUUCGCUGCAUUGGAGUUGGCUGGCGAAACAGAACCAACAUCAGGGUGCACAAAUGAAGGAGCAGAUAGGCUCAGCCAAUUGGUAUCAGACCUGUCGCUUCAGGCAAGCGCCAAAGCUAAAUCUGAUGGAGAAGCCCAUGUGCCAGCCAUUCAGAGAGAGAAGGCGCUCAAGGUCAGUGUAUCAAUAAGAGCUCCAUCGCGCCCCUUGACUGCCAGCAUCGGCGGCACCGCCCAAGCCGGUCCGCGCUUUCCUGGGGCACUGGUCCGGCCAGCCUUACUGUACAUUGAGAUCGCAGCGAGCUUCUUCAUUCACCCCAUCGUGACCCGCACUUGGGCGCACAUGGAAGAGGCGAGCGUACGCAACAGCCGGGCGGUCGGAGGCUAUCUUGGGGCGGGGGCUGGGGCAUUAUUCGCGCCUGUGCUUGUGGCACGCCUGCUUGACACCUUGUCAAUCCUUGCUCAUGCUGGCCGCAAUGCCCGCGAGUACGGCGAGAUCAUCGCCCCUGAGCUCUUGGAGCUCGUCAUCGGUGUUGCCCGGAUUGUCUAUCCGCUAGCUGCCGCGCAUCAGAUACACGCUAGCAACCUCAGUGACAACGAGGACGCUUCAAAUCGGCUGCAGAGCGCAUCUGCGUCCCUCGUACUCACAGUGCUGAACGAUCUUUGGGAAGCAGACGAAGGGCAGAGCUUGCUCCGCAGACACAACAGCACUUUGAAUGACGUGCACGAACUAAUGGAGGCGACCUUUCAACGCGAAGAUGCUAGAAGCGGCAAGGCUGCUCGCCCCGCUGCGGCUGUCAUCUUGCGGAUCGCGGAGAUCCGCUCUACAUGGAAGUCGGCAAACGUGCUUUUGUAGAAAGAUGAGACAAAGUACAAGUG
Molecule: messenger RNA, 3832 nt
Organism: Tilletiaria anomala UBC 951
Lineage: Eukaryota; Fungi; Basidiomycota; Exobasidiomycetes; Georgefischeriales; Tilletiariaceae
Exons: 2
Coding region: 111-3809 (1232 amino acids)
Biological process (GO): protein stabilization; telomere maintenance via telomerase
Cellular component (GO): cytosol
Molecular function (GO): Hsp90 protein binding; telomeric repeat DNA binding
Source: RefSeq, a predicted model, not a curated record